CAAAGGAGCGCCCCUACAAAGGACGUGUGAAUAUUUUUCCUUUUUGCCAAGCAACUCUUCUCUUUGGCAAUAUUUAUUGAGAACCGAACAAGACUCCCAAAGACAGAAUUUUUUCCGUGGUUGCAACACGCAACAACAGCCCGAAACAGUGAAGCGAGAGAAAAAUCGCUGGCGGUGUGUGAUAAAUAAUAUUAUCAAGUGAAAAAUAGAGAAAAGAGAAAGCAAUCGGAAUAACGGAAAAAAGUGUAAAAGUCGAUGCUCUUAAAAAAUAAAAAAAAAGAAAAUUAAUAAAAUUGAAACAAAAAAAAUAAUACAAAAAAAGAAGUGAAUAGACUCGUGUACAAGGAAGAUAUUUAAAACAACAACAAAAAAUGCUAAUGAUAAAAAUCUAUGAAAAAGUCAAAAGUGAAAAGUGAAUCCAAUACGAAAAAAAAUAGAAAAAAAAAAUAAUAACAAAGAAUAAGAAAUAAAAGAGAGAAAAAUAUAAAAGCAAAGCAAAAAAAAACUUUUUUGUACAUUUUUGCACGACAAGAAAUAACUGAAGAAUCCACUCCAAUCCAACUUAUUACCUAAACGAAAUAUAUUCGGAGAGACGAAUCAAUUGUUUGCGAUUGCAGAGAUGAUAAAAUCAUAAAGAAAAUCGCAAUAUGGUCCAUUUAUAAUUUUCUAAAGUGAUAUGUAAUAAGAGUUAAAAUCAAUCUCAAAAAUUAAAAAAAUAUAAAAAAACGAAAAAAAAGAGGAAGAAGUUUUUUUGUGUGAAGAAACAAUCGAACGCGUGCAAGAUGUGUUGAGUUCUAGCCUGAUAUGACGCAUAAAAAAGCUUUAAACUGUUGACAAUUGUUUUCUCCAAACCAUGGAGAUAAAAGGGCUAACAGCUCUUUCCAUAUCACCACGACCCCGACAACUCAAACAAAUAUUCCUGUAUAGUUUAAGCAUAUGGACUUUCGUAUCGUUACAAUUAGUGCAAUGUCGUCACCAUGAAAUUAGUAAUUUACAAUCGUCGUCGUCGUCGGCAGCGUCUGCGAACCAGCAACAACCAUUAGGAUCUGAACAAAUUUCACCAUUGGAUACCAUUAAUGACAAUGCCUUUUUUACACCAUAUUUAGGUCAUGGAGAGGCGGUAAGAAUAAUAGAUCCCGAAUUAGGUACCUUAGAGAGAGAAACAAUUGACAGAAACAUCGAUGUUGGCGGCAAUGUCGUUAGCGAUGGCAGCAGCAGCAACAUAAAUAAUAAUGGGAAUAGGAAGCGUGGCAUGUCACGUCGUGAAUCAAAUUCCGAACACGACGACGAUCCGCUAAUAGUGACAACGGAAAAAGGUAAAGUUCGUGGCAUAACGUUGACCGCGCCAACAGGCAAGAAAGUCGAUGCAUGGCUCGGCAUUCCGUAUGCGAAGCCGCCUGUUGGAGCGUUGCGUUUCCGUCAUCCGCGCCCAAUCGACAAGUGGGAGGGCAUUUUUAAUGCCACGACGCCGCCAAAUUCGUGCGUUCAAAUUGUCGACACGGUGUUCGGGGAUUUUGCGGGCGCUACAAUGUGGAAUCCCAAUACGCCGCUUUCCGAGGAUUGUCUCUAUAUUAAUGUCGUUGCGCCGCGACCACGUACGAAAAAGAUGCCCGUCAUGCUGUGGAUUUUUGGCGGUGGGUUUUAUUCCGGCACAUCGACGCUCGACGUGUACGAUCAUCGCACGCUUGUUGCCGAGGAGAAUGUCAUUGUCGUUUCCAUGCAAUAUCGCGUCGCUAGCUUAGGAUUUUUGUACUUAGACAUUUCGGAGGCGCCCGGCAAUGCGGGAUUGUUCGAUCAGAAUCUCGCUUUGAGAUGGGUGCAACAAAAUAUUCAUCACUUUGGAGGAGAUCCAGCUCGUGUCACAUUGUUUGGCGAAUCAGCGGGAGCUGUUUCCGUUUCCUUACAUCUUUUGUCUCCUCUGUCGCGAGACUUGUUCCAACGAGCCAUCUUAGAGAGUGGUUCGCCAACAGCCCCAUGGGCUAUUAUCACACGUGAAGAAGCGAAAUUAAGAGCGAUGCGUCUUGCCGAAGCAGUCCAUUGCCCGCACGACAAAGAAAAACCCUUGGAAACGCUCGAAUGUUUGCGCGAAAAGGACCCAAAAGUCCUUGUGGAAAACGAAUGGGGCACUCUUGGCAUCUGCGAGUUCCCCUUUGUGCCUGUCGUUGACGGCGCAUUCCUCGACGAGACUCCGCAACGUUCCCUCGCCUCAAGUCGCUUCAAGAAAACGGACAUUUUAACGGGCAGCAACAGCGAGGAAGGCUACUACUUCAUCAUCUACUACUUGACGGAGUUGCUACGCAAGGAAGAGGGCAUCACGGUGACACGCGAAGAAUUUUUGCAAGCAGUGAAGGAGUUGAAUCCGUACGUAAACAUUCCGGGACGUCAGGCAAUCGUGUUCGAGUACACAGAUUGGACCGAUCCCGAUAAUCCGCACAGUAAUCGCGAUGCGUUGGAUAAGAUGGUAGGCGAUCACCAUUUUACGUGCAACGUGAAUGAAUUUGCUCACAAAUAUGCCGAAGCCGGCAACACGGUCUACAUGUACUUGUAUACACAUCGCACAAAGGCGAAUCCCUGGCCAAGAUGGACCGGGGUUAUGCACGGCGAUGAGAUUAACUACGUUUUCGGGGAACCCCUUAAUCCGGCACUCAACUAUCAGCAAGAAGAGAAAGACUUUAGUCGGAAAGUUAUGCGAUAUUGGACUAAUUUUGCCAAAACUGGUAAUCCCAAUCCUGGCAUCGAUGGUGCACCCGUUUGGCCAAAACACACAGCUCAUGGUAGACAAUAUUUAGAAUUAGGUCUCAAUACUAGCUAUAUAGGUCGUGGUCCUCGUCUACGACAAUGCGCAUUCUGGAAGAAAUACUUGCCGCAAUUAGUUGCAACGACAAGUGAGUAA
Culicoides brevitarsis is the source of this 2893-nucleotide messenger RNA. Its product is annotated as acetylcholinesterase-like. Gene Ontology annotation, cellular component: plasma membrane. Gene Ontology annotation, molecular function: acetylcholinesterase activity. Gene Ontology annotation, biological process: choline metabolic process; acetylcholine catabolic process. Bases 854 to 2893 code for a protein of 679 amino acids. The record is from RefSeq and is a predicted model, not a curated record. Lineage: Eukaryota; Metazoa; Arthropoda; Insecta; Diptera; Ceratopogonidae. The transcript is spliced from 9 exons.